CAUUUGGUCCUUGACGAGCCAGAUUGUGUUUUUUAAUAAAUAAAUUAAAAAAAGUGCAAGUGAAGUGAAAUUAAAAUACAAUAUAAAAAUUUCAUAAUAAGUGAACUGACUCAUAAGUGAACGGUACUCAUAAGUGAACAAUAAAAAUUGAACAACAAAAAGAAACCAAAGCAAACAGUGAGUGAACAAUAAAUCAAAAAAUGAAAAUACAUUCAACAAAAGUGUUAUAACAAAAAACAAAGUGGAAAAAAAAGACAUCCAAAAAAGAACAAAAAAUAAGUGUUUCAACAAAACAGUAGACCCUGGCAAAACACACACACAUGCAUACGAAUACAGAACAGUGAUCAGUGGAAAGCAAUAGUGAUAAAGCAACAAUAUACGAAUGAGAGACCAGUGGAAAAAUUAAAAAGAAAAAAAAAAGUAAACCACAGUGGGUCCAAACAGAAAAAAAUAUUUAAAAUUUAUUAAUUUUAUAAUUAAAAAAAAUUAUAAUAAUAAUAAAAAUAGUGAAUAAUAAAUUUAUUAUAUCCACAGAAAAAUAACAAGCAGCAAGCAAAACGACAAUUAAAAAGACACAACGGUUCGGGUAUAACAAACAAAAACCAACAAAACAACCCAGACUCAACAGAAGGAAGAAGAAGAACCGAGGGGUAACACAACACAUUCCCAACUUUACAAAGAGAGGCAAAAUGGCAGCAUAUUUACCAGUCCAGAAUUGGAGAGACGAAGAGAGCCCAAGACGCCCUGAAAGGAGAGAAUCCCGUCGCUUAAUUGCAGAAAGAAGCCCGCAACGCCCCGACCGCAACCCACAUCCACCAGAAGCCCACCCAGCCCGCGAACCAGCACCAGUACCCAAUAGAAGCAACCCAGCCCGACACUUCGAACGCCGCCCGAGUCCUGAUCGCAGUCACCGUAGCCGUUCUGAAAAUAGACCAGCCCCCAGAGCUAGAGGAGCACGGCCAGGCCAUUGGCAAUACUCCUGCGGACUGUGUCAGCAGGACCAUGCUCUGAGCUCGUGCCAGCGGUUUAAAGACCAAACUCCGUAUCAGAGAUACGAAACCACUGAGCGGCGGGGAUACUGUCGAAACUGUCUGGCACGAUCGCAUUUGGCCCCCGAUUGUCCAUGCAUUACGGGUUGCCGACGAUGCGAUUAUAGACACCACACCAUGCUACAUGGGGCGCCACAGCUCGAGGAUAGCCUACAGCCCGCUCAAAUAAACGAGCCGCCUUUUUCGUGGGAUCUCGUCUUUGUACCCACUGUCAUGCUGCGAGUUACCACCGAAGAUAUAGACACCCACUAUACGAUACGGGCGUUGCUGAGUAAGUCAGCUGUAAUGUCCCGCAUAGGGUACUCUACCUUCCAACGGAUGGGUCUGAGGUCAUUUUUAUACCAAGAUCGUCGAUUUACGACCUUCAAAAUAAUGAGCCGGCGAUCUAAUUCAACAUGGGCGCUGAAGGUCAAUGCUCUUGUGACAGAUGAGCUGCCGAGACGAAUUUAUUCAGACCCCAUACUAGAUGACCCAACCUCAUAUUUUGCAGAGCAAGCACUUGCGGACCCAGACCCUAGAAGCAAUGUACCCAUAGACUUGGAAUUAGGCGCAGACACGUAUUCUGCCAUAAGAAAAGAUGGAUGUACCGCGGCUGGAGUGGGUGAUGUUCAGGCGUACAACACUAACCUGGGAUAUGUCUUCGCUGGACCAAUUAGGAACAUGCCAUCGAUGUGAAAAGACGCAUAUUAGCACGGAGUCAUGGGGGCGGAGAAUGUAUGGUCAGUGACCAUACUUUUGGUCGCUACUGUGCGUUUGAAUUUUAAAUUUUUCGGCUAGCGGUACACAAUAUGUACAUUGGUGCAUAUUAACAAAUACAUGCAUACGUGCUGCCGCUAGCCAAGCACUUUCCAAUAAAUCCUGGAAUAUUCAACAGCUCUGGCAGCCCAAAGCAGAAUAUUCCCGGACAGUUGGUCAACCAUCUUGAGAGCGACAACAUAAAAAUCAUCGAGUGCCCCGUGAAGCGACAAGUGCCCGCGAAAAUCAUCGACAAGUGCCCAGUGAAGAAAGAAGUGACAUUUUAUUUUAUUUU
This is a messenger RNA of Musca domestica (house fly), 2079 nucleotides long. RefSeq lists its product as uncharacterized. The transcript has 2 exons. The record is from RefSeq and is a predicted model, not a curated record. NCBI's taxonomy places the organism in Eukaryota, Metazoa, Arthropoda, Insecta, Diptera, Muscidae. The coding region runs from base 690 to 1724 and encodes 344 amino acids.